Talpa occidentalis (Iberian mole) is the source of this 735-nucleotide messenger RNA. RefSeq names its product guanylate-binding protein 6-like. The record is from RefSeq and is a predicted model, not a curated record. The coding region runs from base 14 to 253 and encodes 79 amino acids. Lineage: Eukaryota; Metazoa; Chordata; Mammalia; Eulipotyphla; Talpidae. The transcript is spliced from 2 exons.
GAGGGAACUGGAGAUGAUACUGGAACAUAAGCUGAAGAUGCAAGAAGAUAUGCUUACUGAAGGAUUUAAAAAGAAGUCUGAGGAGAUGAAUGCAGAGAUAAUCCAUUUGAGAAAAGAGAUUGAGAAGAAUAAAGAGGAAAAAGACUCGUCCUGGAUUUCACGGGCCUUUGACAUACUUGACAAUCCACAAUCUGCUGCCCGGGUGGCUAAAGUGAUGGAUUUGGGUUUGAUGGUUCUGGGCAAUCUGUUUUAAUAAGAUUAGCACCUCUUUUAAGGAACUUAUGGAAUGUGGAUAGAGGCUUCAUCCUGUUUUUGGAGUGUGUGUGUUUUCAUUCAACUCAAAAAAGGUUUAAACAUCAAAAGAACAUAAAGACUAAAGGAUAUCGGGGCCUGACACAUAUUAGAUAGAUAGGUUUUAUUAGUUUAAAAGAAAAAAAACAAAUAACUUUAUAACAGGAGUUGACAAUUUUUUCCUGCUAGGCCAGAUCUGUCCUGCUGCCUGUUUUUGUCACCGUUACUAGGAGACCACCAUGCCUCUACAUUAAUGGGUCUUUAGGCUGCAUACAGUCCCCAAUAGCAGAGCUGAGUAGCUGCAACAAAGACAGUAUGGCACACAGAACCUAAAUACUUCCUUAUAGAAGCCUGUCAUUCAAUGGUUUAUUAGCAGAGAGAGACAAAACCUGCAAUAGAUGUUAAAAUUACCUAGGGACAAAACCUAUCGAGAUUGCUACUGAU